AUGACUCUCUUCAAACACUCUUCACCUCCAACCCCUCCCCCUCCUCCGGCGUCCCAGUCCUCCGAUUGGUAUUUCAUCGCCGUAUCGCAAGGGGCACACACACAACAACGUCAGAACCAGGGGAGCAGAUUCUGGGGACGGAACGCACUAUCCGAGAGAUCACACAGCGUGUUAGCCCCCUCAAACGACCUUCAUCGUUUGCUGAUCAGCCAAAGCCAUGCUAUGUUGACUGUAUUCCUAGUCAACUCUGGGUAUCACACCACCACCAUCAACCAAACGCCGGCCCUUGAAUAUGACGAGGAAUCAAGCCGUCUCGCCCGGGGGAUGAACGCAUACACUCUCCUCUUUCAGCUGUUUCAUGCUGCCUGCCUCCCAUCAUCCUCUUAA
Messenger RNA from Nannizzia gypsea CBS 118893, 387 nucleotides. RefSeq lists its product as hypothetical. The record is from RefSeq and is a predicted model, not a curated record. Lineage: Eukaryota; Fungi; Ascomycota; Eurotiomycetes; Onygenales; Arthrodermataceae. Bases 1 to 387 code for a protein of 128 amino acids. The transcript has 3 exons.